ACCGCCUCCGACGAUCGAGCCGCCGCCGGAGGAGACCGGGAACCCGCUCAAGGACGGCCUGGCCCUCAAGGCCUGGGGGAAGGCGAACUCCAUCACGCUGAAGGAAUACAAGCGGCGACGAGAGGCGCCGGCCGCGCCCGCGGAACCGCCUCCUCCGAAGAUCGAGCCGCCGCCCGCGGAGACCGGGAACCCGCUGAAAGACGGCCUCGCGCUCAAGGCCUGGGAGAAGGCGAACUCCAUCACGCUGAAGGAAUACAAGCGACGACAAGAGGCGCCGGCCGCGCCCGCGGAACCGCCUCCGACGAUCGAGCCGCCGCCGGAGGAGACCGGGAACCCGCUCAAGGACGGCCUCGCGCUCAAGGCCUGGGAGAAGGCGAACUCGACUACGCUGAAGGAAUACAAGCGACGACAGGAGGCGCCGACGUCCGUCGAGGCGGAGAGCCCCGGCAAGAAGUCCGUCGCGUUCGGAGGCGAGAGCCCCGGCAAGAGGUCGGUCAAGUUCGGCGGCGGCGGGGCGAGCCCCGGCCGGAGCCCCGGCAAGAGCCCCCGCAAGAGCGUGGCGGCGUCCAUGCUGCGGGCCGCGCGCCAGUCCAUCGGGAGCGCGUUCGCCUCGACGGCCGCGGCCGCGGCCGGCGCGUCGCCGCCGCCGCCGCGGCGCAAGUCGUCGCUCCUCGAGCGGACCGCGAGCCUGCUCCGGGGCAACGCGACGCCCGGCGGCGACCCGGGCGUCGACGGCGAGCUGCGGCGCGUGCUCGAGGACCAGCUCAUGCCCGGCGACCAGAUAUCCGCGAUGCUCGCGAGCCUGAGCCCGGACAAGAAGCGGCAGAUGAUCGCCAUGCACACGGCCAUGGCCUCGUUGGCGACGCCCUACGGCGCCGCCGACGAGGCCCUGCUGAAGCAGAUCCGCGACGCGGACCUCGUGAGCCGCGACUACGCGAACGCGACGAUCACGGGACGGGCGUUCCGCGACGCGGCGCAGUACCGGGGCGACGGCGGGCCCGACGCCGUCGUCGCCGCGCACCUGCAGACGCUCUACGCGGCCGCGCGCACGGCGAACCGGAGCUGGCUCGACGGGUUUGUCGGCGCGGGCGGCGUGGAACUGCUGACGGGCGUCGCGCGGCGGCGGCUCGAGCGGGACGUCGUCUCGGCGGCGGACGCGGCCGUGGCCGCGGCGGCGCUGCGCAUCUUCCGGGCCAUGGUGAACACGGCCGCGGGGCUCGGGGCGCUCGUGGCGACGGCGGGCUGCCUGGACGCGCUCGCGUCGUGCCUCGUGUCCGGCGGGCGGCCGCUCGCGAACACGGGCCUGAGGCCCGCGGCGCUGGAGAUCCUGAGCGUCGUCGCCUGGGCGUCCGACGACGCGCCGCCCUGCCUCGUCGACGCGCUGUGCCGCCGGUCCGCGCUGCUCUGCGAGCGGCCCUUCGAGUGGGCGCGGCGCGCGCUCGCGUGCGGGUCCUUGGCGACGCGGAGCUACGCGAUGACGCUCUGCAACCAGCUCGUCAUGCGCACGGCGGACCGGCGGAGCCGGCGGGCGUUGCGCGACGCCAUGAGACGCGCGGGCGUCGAGGACGCGGCGGCGAAGGCGCUGGACCGCGCCGCGGCCGCGUUCGGCGGCGACGAGAGCGGCGACGACGACGGCUACGACGAGGACCUCGCGGGCUGGCUGCCGCUGGACGCGGCGGGCGGCGUCGAGCCGCUCAAGGGCCGCAUGCGCGGCGAGCUGCGGGCGACGAAGCGGCUCGACGCGGCGCGCGCGGCGCUCCUCGCGCUGUUGGGCUCGGACCGCGGCGUGAAGUCGCGGUCCUACUGUCUCGACGCGGGCCUGCUGACCUGGGAGGGCGGCCGGACCGUCGACGAGUCCAAGUUCGUGCGCAUCGACGACGUCCAGGCCGUGCGCUCCUGCAGCGACAACGCGGGCAUCAACGCGGUCGACAUCUUCUUCGCCGUCAAGGACGCCGACGCGGGCGACGAGGACGUGAAGAACGACGUGCUGGACGCGCUGCUCAAGCUGCCCGGCGACCAGUGGCGCGGCGCGCUCGCGAACAUCCAGGCCUACGAGGGGCCCGACGCCGACGGCGCGCCGCGGAGCCCCCGGAGCCCCGUCGUCGCGACGGCCGUCGUCGACACGCUCGACGCGGCGUCGCAGACGGAUCCCGUGGCAAUCGGGGGCGCAGCGCCCGCGGCGGCGGCGCCCGCGGCGGCGGCGCCCGCAGCGCCCGCGGCGACGCCCGCGGCCGGCGGCGGCGGCGGCGAAGCGUCGGGCCCGCCCGUCGGAGAGGACCCGAAAUACAAAAAAUACUUCAAGAUGCUGGCGAUGCAUCUCCCGCGCGGCGCCGUGGAGCAGAAAAUGGUGGCCGAGGGCGUCGACGUGAAGAUCUUGGACCUCGAUCCCACGAAGCCCAUGCCCGGAGCCGGCGGCGAGGCGUCGGGUCCGCCCGUCGGAGAAGAUCCAAAGUACAAAAAAUACUUCAAGAUGCUCGCGAUGCAUCUCCCGCGCGGCGCCGUGGAGCAGAAGAUGAUGGCCGAGGGCGUCGACGUGAAGAUCUUGGACCUCGAUCCCACGAAACCCAUGCCCGGAGCCGGCGGCGGCGAGGCGGCGGGUCCGCCCGUCGGAGAGGACCCGAAAUACAAAAAAUACUUCAAGAUGCUCGCCAUGCAUCUCCCGCGCGGCGCCGUGGAGCAGAAGAUGAUGGCCGAGGGCGUCGACGUGAAGAUCUUGGACCUCGAUCCCACGAAACCCAUGCCCGGAGCCGGCGGCGGCGAGCCGAGCGGCCCGCCGGUCGGCGACGACCCGCGCUAUAAAAAAUACUUCAAGAUGCUGGCGAUGCAUCUCCCGCGCGGCGCCGUCGAGCAGAAGAUGAUCGCCGAGGGUAUGGACCCGAAGAUCCUGGACCUCGACCCGACGACGCCCGCGCCCGCGGCCGCGGCGCCCUCGGGCCCGCCCGUCGGAGAAGAUCCCAAAUACGCGAAAUACUUCAAGAUGCUCAAGAUGCACCUGCCCCGCGGCGCCGUCGAGCAGAAGAUGAUCGCCGAGGGCAUGGACCCGAAGAUCCUGGACCUCGACCCGACGAAGCCCGCGCCCGCGGCCGCGGCGCCCUCGGGCCCGCCCGUCGGAGAAGAUCCCAAAUACGCGAAAUACUUCAAGAUGCUCAAGAUGCACCUGCCCCGCGGCGCCGUCGAGCAGAAGAUGAUCGCCGAGGGUAUGGACCCGAAGAUCCUGGACCUCGACCCGACGAAGCCCGCGCCCGCGCCCGCGGCGCCCUCGGGCCCGCCCGUCGGAGAAGAUCCCAAAUACGCGAAAUACUUCAAGAUGCUCAAGAUGCACCUGCCCCGCGGCGCCGUCGAGCAGAAGAUGAUCGCCGAGGGCAUGGACCCGAAGGUCCUGGACCUCGACCCGACGAAGCCCGCGCCCGCGGCCGCCGCCGGAGGCGGCGCGAAGAGCGUCGUGAAACGGGGCCUCGCGGCGAAGAAGGCCGCGCGGAAGCUCAAGCUCAAGGCCCUCUUCUGGACGAAGCUCGGCGGCGACGACGCGGCGGGCACGGUCUGGGGCGACUUCCCGAAGGAGGCGGCGACGGGCGCGCCGACCGUCGCGGCCAUCGAGCGCCUGUUCGGGAAGAAGCCCGCGGAGAAGAAAGAAACCGCCGGCGAGGAGAAGAAGAGCAAGGGCGUCCAGCUCGUCGACGGCAAGCGGAACCAGAACGUGCUCAUCGGCCUCGGCCGCGUGAAGCUGAGCCACGCGGGCAUCCGCGACGCGAUCGUCGGUUUAGAUUUCACAGCGUUGCCGCAGCUCGAGACCGCGGGCGGCGUCGAGGUGUUCCUGACGCUCGUGCCGGAGCCCGAGGAGGUCGCCGAGGUCGGGCGCUACAUCCAGGGCUUCGGGGACAAGGCCGCGGCGCUCGCGUCCCUCGCGCCCGUGGAGCACUUCUUCGCGGUCGUCGGCGCGGCCCCGCGGCUCCGACCCCGCUUGGCCGCGCUCCUGGACUUGUGGCGCUUCGAGGAGGCCUGCGACGCCGUCGCGGCCAAGGUCGCCGCCGUCGCCGCCGGCGCCAAGCAGAUGCGGGCCGCCGGCGACGCGAAGAGCCGGCUCUGCGCGGCGCUCCGGGUCGCGGUGGCCGUCGGCAACGUGCUCAACCGCGACACCGCGCGCGGCGACGCGCGGGGCUUCCGGCCGGACAUGCUGCCGAAGCUGGCGACGAUCAAAUGCAACGACCCGAAGGACGGCACGCUCGUCGACGUCAUCACGAACGCGCUCGACGAGGCGUCGGUCGUCGGUCUCGAGAGGGACCUCGACGCGGUGCCGUCCGCCGCGGCCGUCGACGGCAAGGAGCUCGACGGCGACCUCAAGGCCCUCGAGAAGACGCUGAGCAAGAGCAUCGAGGUCGAGCUCAAGGCCGCCGAGGCGGCGAGCGACGCGGGCGCGAAGCCCUUCGCGAAACUCGUGAAGCCGCUCGGCGCGGCCGCGCGAAAACGGUGCGACGCGACGGCCGCGGAUCUGGCCAAGGCCGUCGCGGCGUCGAAGGCCGCCAUGGCCCGCUUCGGCGCCGUCCCGCCCGCCGACGGCGCGGACCCGUCGAAGGCGUUCUACGCGAACUUCCGAGACUUCGCCGCGGACGUCAACGCCGCGCACCUCCGCGCCGUGUCGCGGCGCGAGAAGGCGGCCAAGGACGAGGCCAAGGCCGCCGCGAAGCGCGACCGCGCGGCGAAGAAGGGCGGCGCGCCGAGCCCGCCGGCGUCGCCGGCGGGCGGCGACCUCCAGGCGGACCUCCGGAACGCGCUCAGGGCGCCGCGCCUCAGGAAGGCGAAGCCCCGGCCGCCGCCGGGCGCCGGCGCGAAGCCCACCUGGCAGCAGAAGGCGACGGCGUCCGCCGCGCCCAAGGACGACAUCCUCGCCGCCUUCAAGCAGCGCCAGGACAUGUCCGCCGCGGACAUCGUCAAGGACUGGGUGCGCUUCGUCAAGGAAAGCCACCGCUGCUACUUCAAGAAGGAGUUCGACGACAUCGACGCGACGAGCGAGUUCUGGUUCCUCCAGAAGGCCUGGUCCGACCGGAGCGACACGGACGGCGAGCAAUCCGUCGCGGACAUCGCCGGCGACGUCGCCAAGGCCGACAUCGCCGUGAUCAACAGCGGAUGGUGGGACCUCAAGGAGGACGACGACGCGGACCGCUACUGCGGCGACGACUUCGGCAAGGACGACUGCGAGAAGGACUACAAGGCGUCCCUGGAGAAGCUCGUCGACAACAUCCUCUCGAAGGUCGACGUGCCGCUCUUCCGCGAGACCUCGUGCUGCGGCGAGGACGACGGCGAGAAGUGGAUCGACGCCAUCGAGGACGCGAACGACGCCGCCAAAGAAGUCAUGGGCGCCGCGGGCGUCGGCGUCGUGGAGAUCUACGACAACUACGACUCCAAGGACAUCGACGACCACACGACGGACGGCAAACACCCGGACCCCGACGCGUGCCGCCGCUGGUUCGACGAAAUCCUCCCCAUGAUCGACGCCAAGCAGGGUUCGGGCUGCUUCGGCGCGACGACGACGACGGCGGCGACGUCGGCCCCGAACUGCCCCGCGCUCACGAAAAAGGCUUGCAAGAAGAAGAAGAAGAAGGCUUACUGCAAGUGGAAGUCCAAAGCGUGCCAGACCAAGUCAUGCGCGUCUUUCUCCACCAAGAAGAAGUGCAAGAAGAACGCGUCGUGCCGCUGGCGGAAGAAGGCCGAGAAGUGCAAGUCCAAAGCCUAGAUGGCUCCUAAGCCGACCCGCCGUCGGUUGUGCGACCCUCAACUACUGUAGCACAAGGUCCAAGAGCUCCUGAGCCGGCUGACCGUAGCAGCUAUCGAUGCCUAACCCGCCUAAGACAUGGCUACCUUGG
Messenger RNA from Aureococcus anophagefferens, 5861 nucleotides. RefSeq lists its product as hypothetical. The record is from RefSeq and is a predicted model, not a curated record. Gene Ontology annotation, biological process: actin cytoskeleton organization; exocytosis; actin filament polymerization. Gene Ontology annotation, cellular component: WASH complex. Gene Ontology annotation, molecular function: small GTPase binding; actin binding. NCBI's taxonomy places the organism in Eukaryota, Pelagophyceae, Pelagomonadales, Pelagomonadaceae. The coding region runs from base 569 to 5731 and encodes 1720 amino acids. The transcript has 4 exons.